Gasterosteus aculeatus aculeatus (three-spined stickleback) is the source of this 2732-nucleotide messenger RNA. Its product is annotated as protein disulfide-isomerase A3. Gene Ontology annotation, molecular function: protein disulfide isomerase activity. The record is from RefSeq and is a predicted model, not a curated record. Gene Ontology annotation, cellular component: cell surface; endoplasmic reticulum. NCBI's taxonomy places the organism in Eukaryota, Metazoa, Chordata, Actinopteri, Perciformes, Gasterosteidae. Gene Ontology annotation, biological process: protein folding; response to endoplasmic reticulum stress.
CUGUAGACCAAUCAGAAAACAUUGUUCCGGUACCGGUGGGUACUAACUUCUGCCAAGUUAAAGAGGAUGACUAAGCGUCACUUGCACAAAAGAGUUAAACAAUAUGACCAUUUGAUUAUCAUUUUAAUAGGUCGAUCAUGUAUCUGCCAAUUGAGGGUGAAAUACUUUUAUUUUGGAAUCUGGUACCGGAAGGGUCGUAGCCUCAACUGACGCUGAGUGCAGCGCGGAGGUUCUGAGAUAAUCGGCCGCGUUUGAAUCGUCUCCAUCGAGUCAUGUUUUCAUCGUUUCACCGCAACAUGGCGGCCGCAGUGACGCUCGCGCUGUUGUCUUGUUUUCCAGCCGCUGUGUCCUCGCGCAGGGACGUGCUCGCGCUCGGUGACGCAGACUUCGACUACCUGGCAACGGAGCACGAGACCAUGCUGGUGAAAUUCUACGCUCCAUGGUGUGGCCAUUGUAAGAAAUUAGCUCCAGAGUUUGAGAAAGCAGCAACCAGACUGAAGGGAACCGUCCAGCUCGCCAAGGUGGACUGUACAGCUCAUUCAGAGACCUGUGGUCGUUUCGGGGUGUCUGGUUAUCCCACCCUGAAGAUCUUCAGGAACGGAAGAGACUCCGCCCCCUACGAUGGACCUCGCAGCGCAGAUGGGAUCUAUCACUACAUGAAGAAGCAGACUGGACCAGACUCCAUUCAUCUGAAAAGUGAAGAAGACCUCCAGACCUUCAUCAACCACUACGAUGCCAGCGUCGUAGGUGUGUUUUCAGGGGCAGACGGAUCUCAGCUGGCAGAGUUCCUGAGAGCUGCAGCUCUGCUGAGAGGACAGUUCAGACUGGCCCACGCUGCUGAUCUGAAGCUGGGGGAGAAGCACGGAGUAACGUCUGAGAGUGUGUUGCUGUUCAGACCUCCCAGACUCUCCAAUAAGUUUGAGGAGAGUGUCGUAGUCUUUAAGGAUUUCCUCACCGUCGGGUCCUUGAGACGCUUCAUAAGAGAGAACAUUCAUGGUCUGUGUCCUCACAUGACGGUGGAGAACAGAGACGCCCUAAGAGUCCGGGACCUGCUAACAGCCUACUACGACCUCGACUAUCAUCGCAACAUCCAAGGGUCCAACUAUUGGAGAAACCGGGUGAUGAAGAUGGCAUCUACAUUUUCUGGGCGUGGCCUGACGUUCUCCGUAGCCAAUAGGAAGGACUUCCUGUUCGAGCUGGAGGAAGACUUUGGCCUGGGGACAUCCGACGGGGGGGGGCUGCCGUUCAUUACGAUCCGGACCAAACUGGGCCACAAGUACACCAUGAGAGAGGAGUUCACGAGGGACGGUCAGUCCUUGCAGAGGUUCCUGGACGAUUACUUCGCAGGUCGACUCAAACGUUACAUAAAGUCUGAACCGAUACCCGAGAGAAACACUGAUGCCGUCAAGGUGGUUGUUGCAGAGUCUUUUGAUGACGUCGUCAAUGAUCAGGAGAAAGAUGUUUUGAUCCAGUUUUACUCUCGGUCCUGUUCACACUGCAAGAAACUGGAGCCGGUCUACAGAGAACUUGCUGAGACGCUGUCCUCUGACCCUAACAUCAUCGUUGCCAAGAUGAACGCUGGCGACAACGACGUCCCUCUGGGAUACGACGUCCAGGGGUACCCGACCAUCUACCUGGCUGCUGUGGGGAGGAAGGAGGAGCCAAUCAGAUACGAGGGGGGACGAGAGCUCAAAGACUUCCUGAAGUUUCUGAAAAGCGAGUUGAGUCCCCGGCAGGUUGUUGGCGGACUGAAGACUGAACUUUGACAGGUUUCCCUCCAACACGCUGGUCUACCCACAUUCCUCCAUCACCGCCUUGAAGGACCGCCUGCUGACUGCUUGUGUUUCUGUCAUAAUUGUAUUCAGAUUUACGAGUUUACUCAACAGUUCAAGUUUUUCCGGGAAGAUUUUUAAAGAUAAACAUUUUUUAUAUGUUCUCUCAUUGAUUUCCCUGUUUUUGUUCAUAUUCAGGGUCCUCGACUAGUCGCAGUGGAAGGAAUUAUUAUUAUUAUUAUAUUGGCAUUUCGGGGGCUUUAUCAUAUUCAAAAAGCCAAACAUGUGUUCUGCGUAGCAGAGCUGGUGAAAAAUUAGAUAUCUCAUUUCUCAUCAUCUCAUCACUCUAUAGCGCCCCCUAGAAAUGAAAAAUUGCCGUAAAGGACCAAACUCUCCAAAGUGUCAGAAAAGACUUCCGACCUUGAUAUCGCUUCACGGUGAAUAUUGUAAGAAUUCGAUAAUCGGCGGCAAAUUCGAUACUUCGCCAAGAAGAACUAAACCGUUGUAGCUCUACUCCACAUGUUCGCAUCCUCUCCAAUUGUCACAUAUUUGUUGAUACUCCGGGCAAAGUGGAAGCAAAGUCCUAGCGCCACCUACUGGUAACAGGAAGUCACAUUUUCUAGUGUCCAGUAAACAACAAAGGUGUGUUUGAGGUACUGAACAUGCUCACACACAUUUAGUCAGAUGUAGUUAUCUGAUAUCAUUGGAAUGAUUGGGCUCGAUAGCGCCCUCUACGCCUUAAUGAUGUUACAGAUGAAGUUUGACUCUUAGACGCAGGACCCGUCCAACGCUGCUUGCAACUUUAAUUAUUGAUGUGUUUUUGUUCAUCUUUUUAUUUAUUUAACUUAUGUUUUGUUUUUAUACAUGUCUUUUUAUUAAUUUCAUUUGUCUUUGGUUCAUAUUUAUUGCCCUUGUGUGUUUUUGUACAUUAAGUAAUAAACUGAUGUGAAUAUUUAAUUA